Chelonoidis abingdonii (Abingdon island giant tortoise) is the source of this 3411-nucleotide messenger RNA. NCBI's taxonomy places the organism in Eukaryota, Metazoa, Chordata, Testudines, Testudinidae. The record is from RefSeq and is a predicted model, not a curated record.
CUGGGGCGGGUUUAUUUUGCUUCCACAUUCAAGGCGGCUUCCGCCAUGCGGUUUCGGGCCAAGAUCGUGGACGUCGCCUGCCUGAACCACUUCACCCGUGUGAUCAAUACAAUUGCCAAACUAGCCAAGACAUGCACUCUACGCCUUACAGUGGACAAACUUUACUUCAUCCUUACUGAUAAAGUGGCAAAUGGAGGGGUCAGCAUGUGGUGUGAGUUAAAUCAGGGGAACUUCUUUGAUGAAUUCCAGAUGGAAGGAGUAGCAGCAGAACACAAUGAAAUUUAUUUGGAGCUGACACCAGAAAACCUAUCAAGAGCUUUAAAAACAGCCCAGAAUGCCAAGACGGUGAAAAUCAAAUUGACUAACAAGCACUGCCCCUGUCUCACAGUAGCUGUGGAAUUGCCCUCAUUAUCGAGCAGUAGUCGCAUUGUGACACAUGACAUUCCAGUGGGAGUUAUUCCCAGAAGACUGUGGAAUGAUUUCCGAGAGCCCAGUGUACCAGAUUUUGAUGUCAGUAUUUACUUGCCAGUGCUGAAGACCAUGAAGAGUGUUGUGGAAAGAAUGAAAAAUCUCAGCAAUUGCAUUGUGCUUGAAGCAAAUUUAAACGGAGAAAUGAACUUGAAAAUAGAAACAGAUUUAGUGUCUGUUACGACCCAUUUUAAAGGUCUUGGAAAUCCUCCGUGGGUAUCAGAGGAUGGUUCACAAAAUUCUACUCAAGACAGAGAUCCGGAAAGCAUGGCUGAGGCACGCAUAGACAUUCGGAAGCUCCUGCAGCUACUUGCUGGGCAACAAGUAAAUCCCACGAAAGCCUUGUGCAAUAUUGUGAGCAAAAGGAUUGUUCACUUCAUUUUGCUUCAUGAGGAGGUUUCUCUUCAGUACUUCAUUCCAGCACUUGCAUGAAUACUCUUCUACAGCUCAGCAGUUCUGCCAUAUGAGGCCUUGCCUACAAAGAGUGAAACAAGCAUAAAGAGUGGGGAUUUUGUGCAUUGAUGGGCUCUUGAUCUAUAAUAUUUAAAAAAGUUGUUAUAUAUUUUAUAUUAUAUAUAUUUAUAGAAUUAUUGUAAGAACUUGAUUCCCAAGGAUAUUAUAUUUUUGUGUUGAUUAUAUAUUGGAUUAAAGUGAAAAUAUAUGGAAAGCUGGCCCCUCUAGUGUCAUGGGCAGGGAAAUUGUAGAAGCUCCUACACAGUGCUGUUCACUGCUCUCAGUAACUGAGCAAGUAGGUGAGCAAAGAUGCUGUAACAUGAAUGUCUCUUCAGCAUGUUAUAGGUGGGCAUAAACACAAGUUCAGCUCAAAGCACUUGGGGUUUCUUUAGAUGAGGCAGCAACGUGGGCAUAUCAAAGAGAGCUUCUUGGGGGUCCAAGGUAAAGAUUCUGAAAUUAACUCCCCGGGGAAUGAAGGGCCAUCGCAAGCCGCACCGCCUUCCACUCCAUGGGCAAGGUGCAUUUCUUUAAUCUUGCCUUUUACUGUAAACACAGCUGUGUGUGUAUAAAAAUUGCAAAAGAUAUUGGCCACACGUCUGCUGAGGAGGAGAAGAGAACAAAUGAGACAGAUGCUGGUCAGAUGGCUUAAUGGAGCCUCAGAAGGCCCUUAGAUGAGUGCAGUGUAAGAGUUUAUAUAGAAUGUUUGUUUAUAUUUGGAUUAUUUCAGCUGCUGGUCUGUAAGAGUAGGCAAUACAGUGUUAUUUGAAGCCUUAGUGAGUAGGGGUAUCAGAACUUGUGCUUCCUUUUAUAUUCAUGCCAAUGGUUAACAUGGCUUAUUUUCAACUCAGGGUCUCUGCAAAAACAUCUUAUCCCUGUUCUUGAAAAAUAGCUCUUUUGCCCUAAAAAAACUGGGGUUUCAGAUAAUACAUUGGGAGGACUUGCCUUCUGUUGCUACAAGCUCAGCUUGUCAAUGAGUUGAGGCAAGACUGGUCACCAGAGCCUUUCAAUGAGACAUUGGGUUAACAGCUGGGAUCAGCUGGUCUACAGUACUGGCUGCCCCUUGUUCGUUCCUUCCAUCCAUCAAUAAAUGGUGAGUUAAAUAAGCAGGACACACAAUGAUCUGAGAUGAACAUACUAGUCAUUUAUUUAAAAAAAAUGCUCUUGUGUGCAGGGAGUACAGAAGAAAGAGAGGGGACCUAACAAGUGCUGGGAAAGUAUGUUGGUAGAGGCUAUCAUCACUUACUUUUUGGUUUUUGGCUGUUCUUUAUGGUCCCCUGCUUGGCUGUGACUGAACUCUUCCAGCUAAGACUGGAAAGAGAAGGCUUCGGCAGAUGAUGGCGAAAGAUAACGAUGCAGGAUCACCACCCCCACAUGCUCCAGGGUCUGAGGUCCUUCACACCUGUAGGGGUUGGCUCACUGCUGUGAUCUGCACGAGUAGACAGUUUGAUGUUCCUGCAACAUACAGGAGAUCAUUUAGAGCAGUGGUUCUCAAAGCCGGUCCGCUGACGGGCCACAGGUUGCCCACCACAGUCCUAAAGAGUCAUUGCCUGCAAUACAAGCAGAUGUGCCUGCUACCUGUCUCUCACAGUCUACCUAGAAGUCUGGACUGAUCUCUUGGGCAGAGGAAGGAGGUAGGUGGUGUUUUUUGUGGAGACAGGGAAGGAUUGAGGUGGCAGGUAACUGGUGGAAUUCACAGUUGCUGCUUUAUGGUGUGAGUGAUUUGCAGUGCAUAGAUGCUCAAGUGGUUUUUCUUUUGUAUUUGAAAUGGGGCAAGGAACAAAUAAUCCAGACCAUGCACAGAUGCACUGGGCUUUUGCGUCUUCAAGGGCCAGUGUCACCUUGUGACAACAGGUUUUAUGGGGGGGGGAGCUAUAAAAGCCUUUAGUUACUUAGGAACAGAAGUUUUUCCUGAUUAUUAUCUUGCAGACUUAGUAAGAACUUCAGGAUUGAACCCACUGGGAUGAUAUGUAGCUGUAAUACCUGCAAUAAAAUACUCAUGUUAGACAGCCUGAAAUAAGUUAACCAAUAUCUCAUUUUCCUCACGUUUGGCCUUUCCAACAUGUUUCUAUCUCCCACUGGCCAGAAAAGCCACAAAUUAAGUUAAAAGGAAUUUUUCUGGGUCAGAAUGCAGGAACAAGUGUAAUACUACUGAUAUAUACUGUAUUUGAUUCUCAUUUUUACUUGAUUAUUUCUGCGGGGAAGUGUAGGUGGUUAUUCUCCUGAUUUUAGUACACAAAACUAUAUUGCAUCUAUAAGCUCUUUUGAAAUGUGUGCACUUCCAUAUAUUGAUUAACCUAGUCCUAAUGACAUACGUAGCUUGCCCUCUAGUGGUAAUUUUGUUGUACUGCUUCAUUAUCCCUCCCCGCCAAUUUUAUUUCACUCUACAGAUAAACUUAUUGCUGUUUGCCUCUCUGUGUAUAACCUACUUAUUGAAUUUCAGUAUUCUGCAAGUCAAUAACAUUGCAACUAGUAAUACUCUGUUUUGAAAAA